AUGGAGUCGUCCAACUGGCGGAUUGCGGGGUCGCCAACGUCGACGAAGUGGAGCUCUAAAGGGCGCAACAGCUUGGAGCAGUCGGCGCAAGGCAGGCCCAAGGGCAUUAGUCUCACCCGCGCGGACGUGGAGGCCGCAUUCGCUUUCUUUGAUGUGCAAAAUAAAAAGGAACUGAAGCCACGCGAUCUGAAGGUGCGGCUCUCCGCCUUCUACCCAGAGAUGACGAAUAGGGAGUUCAAGUUUCUCCUCGAUGAGACCACCAACGGAAGAUUCACAGCGGAUUCGCUCUGGAGCAUCAUUGACAACUUUCAUGGAACAAACACAUCGGCGGCGGAGUGUUUGAAGUUUGACCCCGUCAAGGAGGCGUUUCGCAUUUACGACCCGCAGGGCCACGGUGUUGUGGACGUUAACGUGCUGGCGAAUAUUAUGCAACGCAUCGGGUUGGGCGAGCUCUCGCAAGAAGAGGUGGAGCUGCUGAUCCACACCGCAGAUUUUGAUAAGGACGGGAAGAUAAACCUCGAGGAUUUCCACAACCUUCUAAAAAUUGGCCGGUAG
Molecule: messenger RNA, 555 nt
Organism: Trypanosoma grayi
Lineage: Eukaryota; Euglenozoa; Kinetoplastea; Trypanosomatida; Trypanosomatidae
Exons: 1
Coding region: 1-555 (184 amino acids)
Molecular function (GO): enzyme regulator activity; calcium ion binding
Source: RefSeq, a predicted model, not a curated record